GAAAUUACUCAUAUCAAUAUGCAUUCCUUUUAUUUUGUCGUCGUCUUCGUCAAACUGAGCAGCAUUCAAACUACAGAGGCGCAAACAGAACAAACAAAACCGCUAGAUUUGUCAGUGCAGGGAUUGAAUGACCAACAAAUGGAACCAUUGCGGUUAUUAGCCGAAGUGGCUGAUAAAAUGCCGAAAGUCGAAGUAGCUGUCAAAAAUACAGAUGAAUCUGACAGUCAAAAUUUAACAAUCAAGAUGAAGCUAACAGUCAAAGAAAAGACCGUUAAACGAAAAAUUAGGGAGGAACUCAUAGGAAAGAAACCGAAAACGAAGAAAUCGCAGUGUAUUAUAUGCCAAGAGAAGGUAACACAUAUGCAAAGGCAUAUGAGAAUUCAUGCUGGUAAGAAGCCUUGCAGUUGUCCAAUAUGCAAGAGAAGUUUCUCUCAACCACACCAUGUGAAAAAUCAUAUGAGAACUCAUACUGGUGAGAAGCCGUACAGUUGUCCAAAAUGCGAUAAAAGUUUCUCUCAAUCAUCCAAUAUGAAGAAACCAUCGACAAUUAAUUAUGAUGCAUAA
Messenger RNA from Loa loa (African eye worm), 564 nucleotides. RefSeq lists its product as hypothetical. The coding region runs from base 19 to 564 and encodes 181 amino acids. Lineage: Eukaryota; Metazoa; Nematoda; Chromadorea; Rhabditida; Onchocercidae. The record is from RefSeq and is a predicted model, not a curated record. Gene Ontology annotation, molecular function: DNA-binding transcription factor activity, RNA polymerase II-specific; RNA polymerase II cis-regulatory region sequence-specific DNA binding. Gene Ontology annotation, biological process: regulation of transcription by RNA polymerase II; central nervous system development. Gene Ontology annotation, cellular component: nucleus. The transcript has 3 exons.